GGAAGAGGGGAGACAACAACCAAUAAAAAACAGAGCUACAACACACUCAUUGUACAGAAUAAUGACUAUUAACAUGAGUGGAGGAAAAAAUUGAGUUGAGGGCAUCGUGACGUGUUUUAAAAUAAUAAUCCUAUGACAAAAAAUGAGGGACAAACAUGGAAUAACAUUUAAAAGGUCUAAUAUUCUCAUCACGUACAAACACUACAGUCUCUGAACAAAUGAUUUUUUUUUUUUUUUUUGGUCUACAUGGUCUUCUGUCUAUCAGAAUAAUUCAUCGUCAUCGCGAUUAUGAUCAGACGUAAGGCUGAAUCAGUGUCCUUAUUUGCACAUAUACAUUUCAUUUGAAGAAGACAUGAUGAAAUAUGUGUGCAUACAAGGUGCUAGUUCAUGUUUAGAGCACUAGAUUAUAUGAAAUAUGUUGAAACUGGACAUUUGGGUCCAGAACAGUAUGUAACAUAACAAAAUAUUGUAUUGUUUUUUACCCUGUCUUUCAAUAUUUAUAUUAUUACUUUAUAAAUGGGAGUAGGGCCUUUAAGCAGAUGACAUCCACUGGAGGUGGGCCUUGUAGAAUAAAGCAGUAUAAAGCUCAGUGCAGCAGCUCAGAUCCUAAGAAGACAAAAAGUCUGCCUUUUUUUUUUUCUCUUCAACAGGAAAAAUGAUUCUGCCAAGUUUGAACAUCACUCUGAUUUUUACCAAUUAUGGACCACCUGGUGCACUUAAUUAUGGAGCUUUUGUAAUCUCUCUUGCAGUCUAUCUUACAACUGUUUUUGCAAAUAUAACACUGAUGCUGGUGAUCUGCUUGGACACAUCUCUCCAUAAGCCCAUGUACAUAUUUUUAUUCAACCUGGCUAUUAAUGGACUAAUCGGAUCAUCUGCUGUACUUCCUAAAAUAAUGGAGAAUCUUGUUGAUGAUAUGAAAGAUAUACUGUAUACUGACUGUAUUCUUCAAGUAUUUUUUAUUAAUGUUUAUGCAACAUGUGCUUAUGCAAUACUGACACUUAUGGCAUAUGACAGGUAUGUUUCAAUUUGCAAGCCUCUACAAUACCACAAUAUCAUGACUCCGGCUAAAAUUAGACUUCUGCUUUUCAUUGUGUACUGUGUUCCUUUUUGCUCUUUAGCUGUACAGGUGUAUCUUACAUCGAGGUUGCCUAUGUGCAGGUAUACAAUAAACAAGUUGUUUUGUGACAAUUUGGCCGUUGUUAAUCUCUCCUGUGCCAAAAAUACCUGGGGAGAUCUGUACGGCAUUUGUCUGGUAAUUGCUUUUGUUGUUCUACCUCUAAUCUUUGUCAUCUUAUCAUAUGUGCGGAUAUUAUUUGUCUCUUUGAAUGCAUCAGUAAACGCCCAAAAGAAGGCUCUAAAAACAUGCACACCACAUUUGAUUACUUUUAUUAAUUUUUCAUUGGCCUCUCUUUUUUCUGUGAUAUACAAUCGAUUUAAUUUCGGUCUUUCAAAAGAAGUUAAUGUGUUUAUGUCGAUUCAUUUUAUCCUGAUCCCUCCACUUCUACAUCCACUUAUUUAUGGAAUUAGAACAAAGGAGAUCAGCAAUAGCCUCACAAAAAUGUUACAAAGAAAAAUAUUUGCACUUGGUUUUAAUUUAAAGACUGAACAAAGGUGUAAUGAUGCAGUUUUUAUUUCUACUAAAUAA
Ctenopharyngodon idella (grass carp) is the source of this 1645-nucleotide messenger RNA. RefSeq names its product olfactory receptor 52K1-like. Gene Ontology annotation, molecular function: G protein-coupled receptor activity; olfactory receptor activity. Gene Ontology annotation, cellular component: membrane. Gene Ontology annotation, biological process: G protein-coupled receptor signaling pathway. The record is from RefSeq and is a predicted model, not a curated record. The transcript has a single exon. Lineage: Eukaryota; Metazoa; Chordata; Actinopteri; Cypriniformes; Xenocyprididae. Bases 656 to 1645 code for a protein of 329 amino acids.